AUGGUGUGGACACUGUAUCACCCCUCAUUCACAAAGCCAAUCAAUUUGUUUAAUGGUGAGAAGUGUUGUAUUGGAAGAUCACCAAAGGAGGCUGACGGAGUAUAUACAAUCACAAUGACACAUCACAGCAUCAGUGGGACACAUUUAAUGUUGGUGGUGAGAGAAUAUAAGGAAGAAGACCGGAUUAACCCAAUUCAAAUUACAGACCUUUCAACGUUUGGAACAUAUUUGGGUGAGUCGAAAGACAGAAUGCACAAAGGACAACACUACACUGUUAUGAAGACAACAACACAGCUUUAUCUUGCAUCAGAGCCCAAGGAACUGAAACUUGAAUACAAAAAUUAUGAUUUCUUCUGUGUUGGUAUAAGACCACCAACAAAUCUUGUUUCAAAGAUCGAGAAGUUUGGUCAUUUUGUGAAUACUGUCGACGAAUGCUCACACGUUGUUUGUAAGAAACUUUUGGAAGCGGAGGACAUCGCAGCAGCCUUAGUAUAUGGCAAGAAGUUUAUCACCCCAAAUUGGUUCAGCCACUUGGACGACAUGCGAACAGACUUUCCCAAAGAAGAGAAUUUCAUCCCCGAGACGGAACACAAAGAAAGGGGAAUUGUUGCGCUGACUCCGCGAAACCAUUUAUUUGACGGUUGGUCGUUUUUAACUAAAAUUCAAAUUGUGAAGAAAUUGGCAGAGGGAUGUGGUGGAACUAUUGGAAGUAGUGGAAAGGAAGUGUGUUUAGUAACUGGAGAUGGAGAUGUUAAUACGGAGAGUAUUGACGUUGGUCACUAUGCUGUGUCAGAUGAUGUUUUUACGAAAGCGAUAUUAUACAGUGAUGUUGGGAAUCUUCGAGCAAAUUUUACAAACAUUAAAAUGGAGGAGUUUGUGAAGAAAGAAGAAACUCAAAUGACUGAAGCAAAUGAAAUUAGUGAAGAGGAUCAGGAAGGAAAUAUUAUUGAAAAGGAGAAUAAAAAUGAAGAGAAACGAAUGCAAGAAGAAAAUGGGUUGGAUGAGAACAAACUCAGUUAUACUGAACAAAACCGUCGGAAUGAAGAUCUGAAAUGCAACAAAGAAAAGGAGCUCAGCGAAGUUAUCACAUCAGCAGAAAUAGAACAUGUGCAAAAGAACAAACUUAAUCGAAACAUGGAAGAGACUUCGCUUGACACAUUUGGAGCGUCAGAGAGUCACAUCAUUCAAAAAAGUUCAUUUGAAACAUUAUUAAAAAAGAUUCAGACACAAGACACACAGAAAAAGAAAGAUCAGGAGAGUAAGCCACGACCCGUUCGAACACAAAGCACUCAAGCAAUGAAAGUUAUCAAUAAAAUAGUGAAGGCGGAAUCCCCAAAACAAGACAGUGAAGAAGCUCAAGUGGUGUACAACAACACUCCACUGGUUAACACAAUGAAAUUUACACAGACGGUCAAUUUGUGCUCGUGUGUUGAAUUUGUUAAACAGAGGUUGGAGAUGUUCUUACCUAAUGAACUUGAAUUUGAGUUUCUCUCAACAAAGUAA
Molecule: messenger RNA, 1503 nt
Organism: Entamoeba invadens IP1
Lineage: Eukaryota; Evosea; Mastigamoebida; Endamoebidae
Exons: 1
Coding region: 1-1503 (500 amino acids)
Biological process (GO): mitotic G2 DNA damage checkpoint signaling; double-strand break repair via homologous recombination
Cellular component (GO): Mre11 complex
Molecular function (GO): protein binding; damaged DNA binding
Source: RefSeq, a predicted model, not a curated record